Molecule: messenger RNA, 2072 nt
Organism: Monopterus albus (swamp eel)
Lineage: Eukaryota; Metazoa; Chordata; Actinopteri; Synbranchiformes; Synbranchidae
Gene: hsf2bp
Product: heat shock transcription factor 2 binding protein
Exons: 10
Coding region: 96-1343 (415 amino acids)
Cellular component (GO): cytosol
Source: RefSeq, a predicted model, not a curated record
AUGAGUGAACUAAUAAUAAAAGUAAUAGUAUAGAGCGUUUCCCUCCACUGUUCCCGGUCCCACAGAGCUCACAAAAAAUAUUCAAACACAAGGGGAUGAGUCUCUUCUCGACUGGAGAAACCCAAAACCCGGACUGGAUUCAAGCACACCGGAGCAUUUCAUUACUUCUAAACGGUUUGGGCUACAAUCCGGUAGGGAACAUCUUCAGCCGUUGUGCCCCCUACAGUUUGGAGGGUGAGUUUAACAGUAUACUCAGACAAUCCGGCAGGAAAUGUAGAUUCAACGGUAGAAGCAGAAGAAGAAAUGUCUGCCUCAUUAGGCGGGAUAUCGCUGGAUUUGAGUCAUGGAGAAAAGGGUGGCUUGUUGUAGUGAGGAAAAGAGAUUUAGAGAAGUUAACCACAGAAGUCAUGCAGCUGAGGGAGUUCCUGCCCAGAGUUCUGAACGGGCACCUGAUUCAAAUGCUGUAUAAAGCUCGGACAGCUCAGAGAAUGAAGGAGCAUCUUGUGCAGGAACAGGAGCAGCUGCGACAGGAGUGUGUGCACCUUCAAUCUCGACUGAAUGCAGUGCUGAAUGAAUGUCAGAAAGAGAGAGAGGAGAAGCUGCUGUUACGUGAGCAGCUGUGGCAGACUGGAACAGAGCUGCAGCAGCAGGCAGAGUUCUGCUCUGGUCUGGGGUCUGCAGCCUGCAGUCUGCUGUGGAGCUGCUCUGCCCGAGAGGACACAGUCUCACACUGGCUGGCUGAUGGGAAGCUCCAGGCCUUCCUUGCUGUAACUGCUCAGACUCUGGAGAUCUUUGUCAAGUCUCUGGAUGAGGAGGUGAAAACUCAAGUUGAGGACCACAACUGCCAGGAGCACCAGUUUGUACUGGCACUGGCGAGAACCAUUACUAACAUAGCAGCAGUGACAUGUGGGCAGGACUUCCUGUCCAACUCAGCUUACAACUUAUUGGACACUCUAAUGAACCUUCUGGGGCGGAUGAAUCCUGGUGUCUUCCCCAGACUGAAAGUGUUGAUGCUGAUGGCUGUGUAUAAUGUCAGCAUUAGUGUUAAAGGGCUGAAGCACAUCACUGAGAACCCAGCACUCCUGCCUCUCAUCUGGAAAAUGCUGGAUGAAGGAGACUGGGAGGUGUGCCUUCACUCUCUGCGCCUCCUGCAGUCGGUGGAGGAGGUACUGCUCCUGUUGGGCUCCUCUCUGUUGGAUCCAAACCUCCAGGCUUGUGUCAGCAAGCUCACUUCCAGCAUGCAAGUAAGCCUGAGACUGACUGCCCAGCAGACCCUGGAAGAUCUCCAGGCCCUCCAGCAGCUCUCCAGGGGUGUGUGGAGUAAACAACUUGUAUUGAAUUAGCUAAGUUAUGUUAGCCAAGGAAGCUAGUUAGCACCUAAAGCGGCUGAGAACUUAAGGAAAACCCUGUUGUUGUAUGUAUAUGAUGUUAAUUUUUGUUGUUUGCCAAAUGGAAGAAGGAAAAAGAAGAGGCAGGUUAGUUUUCAUGUUAAACAACAUGGAAACACUAACAUUUUCACACAAAACAGCAUUUAAUAGCUUAAGGUAGACUGAGAUUUAAAGUGAGCUUAGAAACUAUACCACUUAAUAGACGAAUGGGAGAACACACUCAUUCUAGACAGUGAAGUUCAAACACAGCAAAGCACAUUUUUGUGUGGAAUGUGAAAAUUUUGGAGGUUAAUGAACAAUAAUGAAUGAUUUAGUUUGACUUAGUAAACUGUGAGGGUGUUUGUGUGUUUCCAGGGUUGGGGAUGUAAAAAGAACAGCCUCUGACGCAGAUUCAGUAUUUUCAGUCCAGUCCAGUUCCUUUUAUGACAUUUGAUCUGUCUGUAUUUAGCACUGUCACUGUGUUAUUAGCACUUCAUGAGCAAAGCAAGGAGAAGAUGUUGACAUGAAAGUUUUCAUUCAUUUAUUUUCAUACAAAUUCAAACUCUAGAUUUAAGUUUAAAAAAGCCUUUCCUAUGUAAACUAUUUUUACUUGCAUUGUUCACUGUGGAGGCUUCAGAUUUGUUCACAUUAUUGUGUUUUAAUUGGUUGUUACCCAGUUAAUGUGAAUAUGAUAAUACAGAUGUG